Messenger RNA from Cuscuta epithymum, 4895 nucleotides. Lineage: Eukaryota; Viridiplantae; Streptophyta; Magnoliopsida; Solanales; Convolvulaceae. The record is from the annotation of a GenBank genome assembly.
AGGUGACAUACUUGUAUCAUUAGAGAGGCAAUAUCGUGGAUGGAGAGCCCAAUGUUCAGGUUUUUUCGGAGAUUCGGAGAAGAAAAGGCUGACCUCUACUUAUCGGCAGGAGAAGAGCUGAUAGUCCAAACACUAAAGCAUAAUCGCAAGUUGAGAAUUUCGCUCGUCCUUCUCUCUAAGAAAAUUCGCACCCCCUAACAGUCGGAUUUCCUUAGACUCUUGCGCAACUGCUUUGCUCUCUCAAGGAAAAAUUCUUCGAUUAAUCCACUCAAAACCUGUUCUCUCUAGCUCGGAUUUCUUCCUAGAACAUUAUUCCACGUUUGGAUUUAAGUUUUAGGGGAUUUUUGAGUGGAUUUGGACGGAAAUUCGAAGACUGGUGCGCAGAUUCUACUGUUCAUCGUUUCCAAAUUUCAGAAUUUGAUUUUUGAUCUUAACUAAAGAUUGGACGAUUGUUUGCUGAUAAAGAGAAUUGUUUGGGGGUCGCCUGACCUGGGCGCACCUCCCCACUGUUUUCCCGGCCACCAGAACGCCCGCCGUACCGGAGUUUCGAAGUAGCUGUUGCUGCGGGUUACUGUUCACCGACGGACACUUAAACCUAGAUUUCUUCAAAUUCUCUGGUUUAUUCUGAAAUUCAAGAUUACUCUGGGGAUCGUCUCCUCCUUGCGGUCAUUUUGAUAUCUAUUUGAGCUACUAUAACGAAGGAAAUCAAUUUGAAGCUACUGUUCAUCGGCCUGUUUCACUUAUGCGCAGGUAUGACAUAGCUAACACUUUAUUUCUUGAGUUUGUGUAGGUCUGGUUUCAAACGAAGCAUAGGGUGGGGAUCGCCAUCUUCAGGAGCACAUCAUACUAUUUUUUCAGAAUUUUCUGAGUUGUUUCUUGUGAAGUGGGUACUGUUCAUCAUCUUCAACCUCAAGACUGCAAGCUACAGUGUUUCCUACGAACCCAGGACUAGUUAGGAAUUUUUUCUGAACUCCUCACUUAUCCUUUGGUCAAACGGAGCAUUCCAGUGGCUUCCACGUAUCUUGGAGUACAUUAUAUACUAUUUCCAGAAUUUUUGGAGUAACGUUGGAAGGUUUAAUGUUCAUCUCCUUCCUCGUUUGAACUAUGACGAGGAAGAACAAGCAACAUCGAACCCCGCCAACUAAAGACAAGAGUUUUGAGGAGAAAAUCAAAUACCUUGCUGCAAAGAAAGCUGCCAUGGAAGAGGAGAAAUUGAAGAAGGGUAACCUGAUGAAGAGUCCUCCUUCAUCUUUCCCGGUUGUAUCUUCUAACUCUAUGGAGUUUCAUGCCGCGACACAGGGGGCCAUGGAGGUCUUACCUCAUGAUAUUCCUGUUAUUUCCUCAAAUUCCACCUGGGAGGCAUCCUCCAAGGCCACGACAUCUACUGAAAUUGGAGGGCUUGUGAACAACGGUGCUACACCAACUGGGGGGCAACCACACAAAACCGUGGCACAUAAUGUCAAUGCCGCGGCAUCACAGGGCUCGGGCGUGGGCAUGUCUUUUGGUGAGAAAUUACUGGGAUUGGGUUCUGCCUCGUCCAAAGCCGCACCAACACAGUUUUUAACAUUGGAUGAAAAUCUUGCUGGGGACAAUGAGGAACCCGAGGGGUCUAUCUCUCUUGGCUCCCAUGAUACCGAACCUUUGAAGAAACUGGUGGAAGAUAAGGAAGAGCCAAAAAAUGGUCUUCUUUAUUUAGAGAUAACCGAGCUCCUACUAGCGGGCUAAAGCUUGAAUAUUUCCCUGCUACGGGGGAAAAACUUGAUUUCUCACAUCUCAAGGUGCCUUCCCUCAUUGAAGUUUGGGGUUUUUGUCUCGUGGGUUACUUUUCCGGAAGAUUUCCCGGAUUGAAAGCUAUCUUUGACAUGACCAACAAAUGGGGGGUGGAUGUGGAUGUGAAGCCCCAUAAAAAGGGGUGGGUGAUUUUCAUAUUUAAAAAUGAAGAGGCAAGAAUGAAGGUACUAGCCGAGGGGCCAUACGUUCUAUAUGGCAAGACCAUGUUUCUCAAGGAGCUAUCGGAGGAUUUUUCUUUUGAUAGUGAAGAAUUCUUAAAGGUCCCGAUUUGGGUAAAGUUUCCAAGAUUGGCAUUGAGGCUAUGGCAAGCCACCGAGAUUGGCAUGAUUGCAUCUCAAGUGGGGGUGUCUAUUACUACCGAUAGGGUCACACGUGAGAUGCAAUUCACUAACUAUGCCCGUGUACUUAUUGAAGUGGAUGUUUCUAAGGCCCCAGUACUUCAAAUUCCUAUUGUCCCUCCUUCGGGCAAGGAAUAUCUACAAAGGGUGGUCUUCGAAUGGUAUCCGGAAUAUUGUUACAAUUGUAAAACAUAUGGUCACCACCCCUUUGGGUGCCCGAUUUUGCAUCCUCCAAAGGAGAAGAACAAACAAGAGAAUAAGGCUAUGGGAAAGGAGGCCGAGGCCCUUGACAAAGUGGGGGGUAAAUCAAGCGCUACUAUGAAUGUGGAACCUCCUUUUAUUGAAGUGGACCGGCGGAAAAAGAAGGUGGCUUAUACGAGGAAGGAUCCGGUGGCAAAGGAUGUGGCUUCUACAUCCAAUGCUUUUGUGGCUACAUCUUCACCCAUGGAUAACGCUACACCGGUAACUAAGGCUCCUAAUCUAAGGGGCCCGGAGGUGGCUAACAAGGGGAUCAACAUCUCGAAGGAGCUACUUACUCCAUCUUUGAGCAUUAAGCCGAGCCCAAGUGUCAAAUUUUCUAAGGCUCAUCAUGACCUUAUGGUUAUUGCAAAGGAUAAGGAUGGCAAGGAAGUGUUGGAGAGGAUGCCGCGGGGCUAUGUAAUUAGAAGCAUGUAUGAGAUGGACGCCAAAGACAUUGUGACCAGUGUCUUCUUGGAUGAAAGGAAAAGACCGCUUGCUACUAUUAUUGACCUUGAUGAGCUUCCGGAUGGAGAGCAUUUGGUUAAAGUGGGGCCCGACCUCAAGCCGGUGACUAGGGAGGAUGCGCCGGGUGUUUAUUUCACCCAUAGUAGUUUCUUGAAGCUCCCGGGAGUCAAACGCAACUCCACAUGGUAUGAUUUCGACCCGCCUAUUUUUUAUUGCUAACGUGCUUUCCUUUUUUGAUCCUAGUAGCAAGAACAAUGUGAGCUACUAUAAGGAACUCUUGAGGAGGAAGCGUAGGAGUGAAAAGAAGGAGGUGGCCGAGGGUGGAGGACCCACCACGGAUCUUUAUCUCUCUUGAUGCCGAAGCUCUUGGUAUGGAAUGUUAGAGGUUUAAACAAAACCUCUAAACAUAAUUUAAUUGCGUCUUAUAUUAAAGUGAAUAAUAUUUCCCUAGUUUGUUUUUUAGAAACAAAAAUGACCUUGGCUGCUCUUAAUAACUUUGUUUUAAAUAAAUGGCCGGGUUGGAUUUUUGAAAAAAUUUUUGAUUUAAUUAGUGGGGGACGCAUAGCUAUCAUGUGGAACCCUAAUUUGAUUAAUUGCGUAUUUUUGGAAAAGGAUAGGCAAUUUAUGCAUGCUAGAUGUACUUGUCGUAUUACGCAAACAUCCUUUUUUGCUACGUUUGUUUACCCGUUGUAUACGGUCCUUGAAAGGAAGGAAUUGUGGGAACAUUUGACCUCGGUUGGAGACCAAUUGGUUGAACCGUGGAUGGUCUGUGGUGAUUUUAAUUGCAUUUCCGCGCCUAACGAAAGGGUGGGUCCUACCCCCCCCCCCCACGACGUAUGUCAUGCAACACCUAUUUGAUUUCAAAUUAUCCAAUAGCCUACAAGAUGCACCCUCCACGGGGGAGUUCUUUACAUGGAAUAGAGGAACGCUUUGGGCUAAAUUGGACCGAGUUUUAAUUAAUGAUGGUUGGGGACUUAAUGGCAUCGGGUGUAGGGUCCGUUUCCAUGAAAUGGAGGUGGAGUUUGACCAUACGGCAUCCGUUGUGUCCAUUCUCCUAAAUUCCUCUCCUAGACCCAAACCAUUUAAAUUCUUUAACAUGUGGCUAAAACAUUCGGACUUUCCCAAUAUUUUAGCUACAAAUUGGAACCGGAAUUUUGUUGGAACGGCUCAAUUUACCUUGGUAAAGAAACUAAAGGGGCUCAAAAGGCCCCUAAAGUUGCUUAACACCACGGAAUUCGGCCACAUCUCCAAUAAAGUUAAGAUAGCAAAGGAGGAAUUUAAACAUUUGCAUAAACUAGCACUUCUAGACCCGGGGGAUCUAGAUAUUAAGGCUCGACUGUCCGAAGCUUCAAAGAGGGCUAUCUUUCUUGGUGAGGCCGAGGCAACAUUUUUUCAACAAAGAGCUAAGGCUACGCAUAUUCUUGAAGCGGACAAGUGCACCAAAUAUUUUCAUGCAAUUGUGAAAAGAAAUUUGGCAAGAAAUACUAUCUCCUCGCUUACCUUGGAGGACGGAUUUGGGGAAAGAUUAGGGAAUGGAUGAGCAUGGACAACCAGAUGACCACCCUGCAAAGUUCGGUCAAAUGGAUACUCAAGAAGCACAAGGGCUCAACCUUGAAGGCCAAAGCAGUCCGUCUUGCCUUUUGCGCCGCGGCAUAUCAUAUAUGGAGGGCAAGGAAUGCUUGUAGAUUUGAUGAAUGCACGAAAACCGAAGAUGAGAUUAUUGCAAAGAUUAAACAUGUGGUGUAUAAGAUAUUGUUUUCCUUGUACCCACAUUCUUUGAUCACUUUUUGACGCUGGGAGGCUGCUUGCAUACGAGGUGGCCGAGGCAUUUAUGUGGUUGCACUUGGCAACUCUUGAAGUUUUGCUCACUUGGUCAUUAGUUUGACCUGAACUUUUAUGAUCUGUGUGCGUGCAUUUUUGGCAGCACCGAUGUAUUUUUGUAUUGGGGGCAGUUUGGUAUUUUAUACUUAGGCCCCGGUGAUUUUGUUUUUGAUGUAGAUCGACUAAAAACCUCUCUUAACCCCUACACUAGGUACUGGUGGGGGUUUUAGGAGAUCUAGA